Molecule: messenger RNA, 3374 nt
Organism: Petromyzon marinus (sea lamprey)
Lineage: Eukaryota; Metazoa; Chordata; Hyperoartia; Petromyzontiformes; Petromyzontidae
Source: RefSeq, a predicted model, not a curated record
CACACUCAAGAGACAGACACUCAAGACACACUCAAGAGACAGACACUCAAGACGCAGACACCCAAGAUGCAGACACUCAAGACACACCCAAGACGCACUCAAGAGACAGACACCCAAGACGCAGACACUCAAGAGACAGAGACACGUAGGGACACACACACACACACAGACACAAAGACUGAGACAGACGCAAACAGACAGACAUAGAGUCACAAAGACCCGUUGAGACUCGCAGAGAGACAUAAAAGACACACGGACAUCGAGACUCAGAGACGUAAUCAGAGACAUCGAUACUAAGACAUAGAGACUCAAACACAUCGGGACUCGUAUACACACAGACUCAAAUAAACUCACAGACACAUACAUACAGACAUAUCACUAUAGACACAGACGCACAGGGAGACACAUAUGCAGGAAACAGGGGAGAAUUCACUGUAACCCAGUGGGAAUCGACGCCAAACCACAUAGCCCCUGGACAUCACCACACCUGGCUGCCCCGGCGGCCCAGGUGAUGGUGCCCGAGUCUCCUUCAAAAAAGAAACUUCUGGUCUCAUUUUCCAGCUCUUACCUGGUAAUCAAGCAUGGCUCGUCGACGGCUCGAGGAGGCGGUGAACACAGCGCGGGAGCUCAAUGAGAAGCUGGAGCUGAUGAAGCCGGAGCAGAGCUUGCAGCAUCCCCAGCAUGUGCCCCUGCACCGGGACAGCUAUGGCAUCUACAGCCUGCAGUUCUCCCACAGCGUGCGCAAGCUGGCCGUCGGCUUUGGCAAUGGGGCUGUGCAGGUACUGAGGGUGCCGGAAGGAACCCCACAGGCAGACCUGUGCCUUGGCCACCCAAAGCGACAGGCAGUCACCUGCAUGGCCUUCCACCCCAAGAACAUGGACCUCUUGGUGGCCGCGUCCGCUGACGGCAGCGUCAACGUUUACAAUAGCGAGACGAGCGAGUGUAUCCUGUCGUUCACUGAGGAAGGAAAUGAAAUCAAUGGACUUGAUUUCUGUCUGGAUGGAAGCGUUUACGCCACCUGCGGAAAGGAUAAGAACAUCCGCGUCUACGACAGUCAAACAAAUCAGAUGGUCCAUAUGUACGAAGCACCUGAUAUUUCCUGUGAAGACAUCAGCCUGACCAGUGGGCAUUCCCGUAGGAUAUUUGCACUCAAGUUUCAUCCUGAAGAAUUGCACUACUUCGUCACAGGGGGAUGGGACAACUCUCUGAAGAUCUGGGACAAGAGGAUAACGAGCUCUGCUCGGAAGCUUAUCAUCGGUCCACACAUAUGUGGCCCAGGCAUCGACAUCAAAGGCAACAAGGUUUUGACUGCGUCAUGGGUGGCCCAGAAUUCGCUGCAGCUGUGGGACUUUGGCAGCUGCAAGCAGGAGAAGCAGAUCCCCAUCCCGAGCGAGCCGCAGCAGGGCGAGUUCUUGUAUGCCGCCCAGUUCUGCAGCCACGACGUUGUCAUCGCUGGUGGCAGUGGCACGAACACUGCUCAUGUCAUCAACUACAAGACUGACCAGGUGCUGGGCAAUGUGCCAAUAGGAAAGGCUGUGCAGGCACUGGAUACUGCUCUCGGGGGGAAGCACAUUGCUGUUGCUGGAGUUGGUGGCAAUCUUCAUCUGACAUCCUUAGUUUGACUAUGUAUGUAUCUUUGUAUGUAUGUUGAACGUCUUUCGCACCAUACGUAGCCAACCGUGCUAAUCGGAGGUGCGACAAUGUGAGACCUUAGAAAGCAACCUACUGCCUUGCUUCGCGCACGCUGGUGGCAAUGAAAAUAGAUCAAUUCAACUGAGUCAACAAACGCGAAUGUUCUACACUGCCCCACAAACUAACACAAUAUGCCAUUAUGCUGAAACUCUCGACUGAUAAAUUUUGAUUUAAAGCUUUCGUGACUGCAGUAAUUCAUAUUCUUAGCUCUUUCGGUAAAGUCACGUUGAAGGGAAACAAUAAAAUAAUAAUAUAUAUAAAACAAUAAAAAUUCUCACGACGUUUCGACCAUAACACAAACGGUCGUCAUCGACUGAUAGUUUAAUUUUGUAAGAUCAAAAACAUUUUUAAAUUGUCAGCCCGUUGCAGUGGGUAGAUCAUUGCCCCGAUGCGAUAUGUAUUAAAUGUUAAGUGCCACUAUAGUGCACAUUGUUUUUCUCAUUGAUGAUUGUAAUGUACAUGUGCACACGUGCAUUUCUCUGUGCAGACGCGCUGUGCUGCUCAUCUCAAAGUAGUCUGAUACGGCUGGGUGGCUAGAUUCUGAGAUAAUUCAGUAAUUAAAUGUCACAUGAAGAAAUAACAUUACCUUUUUUUCUUUGAGGCCAUCAGUUGCCCUCGCACAAGUACUCAUUUUGAACAUUAUAACACAUUAAAUUGGACGACACAUUCAUAUAACCAAAGGAGAGAAUGAACACGAGAGGAUAUUCAGCGCAGAGACAGCAAUCAAAUCACACUCUUUGGUUUUUUCGAUAAAGUCACGUCGGUAAAACUAAAACCUACGUGACUUUACCGAAAAAACCAAAGAGUAUGAAUCCUUGCAGUCACGAAAGCUUCAAAUCUAGAAGCAAUCAAAUCAGCUUGUGUGCAGGAGCUAGAUAGAUCGUUGCAUCACAAUACCACGAGAAUCAUAAUAUGAAUUUAAACUGGAGGAAUCCGAUGAGCUAUGAAGAUCUGUUUCACAGACGUCCAGUAGGGGCGAGUCAGAACAUUACAAAAACAAACUACACAAACACGAUAGGAGUGCAAAGUAUAGGAAAGGUAAGCAAAAGGUGGUGACGACUUUGGAAGGCCUUCAUCCAGCAGUGAAUAGAUAAUGGAUAAUAAUGAUUCAUAUCUAAAUGUGGCUUUGCUGACGAGGGCCAUGUGGUAGGAUGUGGAAAUUUCUAGGCAUCACAGCCCUUGCACAACUUACAAAUUCUAACUCGUGCACAGUAAUUGCUAUCUAAUGGCCACUUGCAGUGUUUGUUACAAAAAUCGAUGCCAUGACAAGGAGUGAAAAUAUGAUUUAGAUGGGGUUUUUUUUUUCUCCUUGUGGCUUGCACUUAAUUUUAGUAAGACUUUGGAAGGAGGACAAUAAUGUAUUGUUUUAGUUUUGUUUGGUCUUAGUACAAUUGUGUUGUUACGCUUCUAUGUAAUGUGUUUGAUACAUUGAUGUUAAGUUUGCUGUUCAAUAUGUAUACUGUACUUGAAUAUUUUGAUAGCAACGUCAUGUAAACCUAGCUUGCAAAUACAGUUUGUAUUUAAAUUGUCAAACUAAAUCCGUGCUAAACAAUAUAAAAGGAACAUAACUACAGUAGUAGGUAAGCCGUUGUAUUGUUGUUUACUGUUGAGUCACAUUUGUUUAUUGUCUUAAAUGAAAUAAUUGUCUUUUUUUUACGAAUAAAGUAAUACGGUGAGGAUUC